Molecule: messenger RNA, 2880 nt
Organism: Fusarium musae
Lineage: Eukaryota; Fungi; Ascomycota; Sordariomycetes; Hypocreales; Nectriaceae
Gene: ALA1
Product: Alanine--tRNA ligase
Exons: 3
Coding region: 1-2880 (959 amino acids)
Biological process (GO): tRNA modification; alanyl-tRNA aminoacylation
Cellular component (GO): mitochondrion; cytoplasm
Molecular function (GO): nucleic acid binding; amino acid binding; ATP binding
Source: RefSeq, a predicted model, not a curated record
AUGGCCGAGUCGGAGCUGAAGUGGCCCGCUGCGCGCGUGCGCAAGACCUUUCUCGAGUACUUCGAGCAGAGGGGUCACACAAUUGUCCCCUCUUCAUCGGUCGUUCCUCACAAUGACCCCACCCUUCUUUUCACCAAUGCCGGCAUGAACCAGUUCAAGCCUAUCUUCCUCGGCACCAUUGGCAAGACUGAUCCCAUGGCCGGCCUCAAGGCCGCAGUCGACAGCCAAAAGUGUAUUCGUGCUGGUGGCAAGCACAACGAUCUCGACGAUGUCGGCAAGGAUAGCUAUCACCACACAUUCUUCGAGAUGUUGGGCAACUGGUCUUUCGGCGACUACUUCAAGAAGGAGGCUAUUUCAUAUUCUUGGGAGCUUUUGACAAAGGUCUAUGGUCUCGACCCCGAUCGUCUUUACGUCACAUACUUCGAGGGUGAUGAGAAGCUGAAGCUGGAGCCUGAUUUGGAGGCCAAGGAGCUCUGGCUCUCGGUUGGUGUUCCCGAGGAUCACAUCCUUCCUGGAAACAUGAAGGAUAACUUCUGGGAGAUGGGUGACCAAGGCCCCUGUGGCCCUUGCAGUGAGAUCCACUACGACAAGGUCGGCGGAGGCCGCAAUGCUGCCAGCCUCGUCAACAUGGAUGAUCCUAUGGUUGUCGAGGUUUGGAACAACGUUUUCAUGCAGUAUGAUCGGCAAAAGGACGGUAGCCUCAAGUCUCUACCUGCCAAGCAUAUCGACACUGGUAUGGGCUACGAGCGACUGGUUUCUGCCCUUCAGGAUACAGUUUCCAACUACGCCACCGAUUGCUUCACCCCUCUCUUCCAGAAAAUCCAGGAGGUCACUGGCGCUCGACCCUACGCCGACAAGUAUGGCAAGGAUGAUGCCGAUGGCAUUGAUACCGCGUACCGUGUAGUUGCUGAUCACAUCCGAACCCUUUCUUUCUCCAUCGCUGACGGUGCUGUUCCCAACAACGACGGCCGAGGUUAUGUUGUUCGACGUGUACUAAGACGAGGUGUGCGAUAUGCUCGAAAGUAUUUCAACGCCGAUAUCGGCGCUUUCUUCUCCAAGAUCUUGCCUGCGCUUGUUGACCAGAUGGGCGAGCAAUUCCCCGAGCUUGUCAAGAAGCAGCAGGACAUUAAGGAGAUUCUCGAUGAGGAGGAGGUCGCCUUUGCCCGCACUCUGGAUCGUGGUGAGGCUCAGUUCGAGAAGUAUGCUGCCGAGGCUACCAAGGGCGGCUCCAAGAAGCUCGAGGGUGAUGUUGUAUGGCGACUUUAUGACACUUUCGGUUUCCCCGUGGACCUGACUAGAUUGAUGGCUGAAGAGCGAAGCCUCGAGAUUGACGAUGCUGAGGUUGAGGCUGCUCGAAUCAAGGCUCGUGAGGCCAGUAAGGCUGUCAAGGAGUCUGUCCAGACUUUCUCCAAGCUCAAUGUGCACCAAAUCUCUGAGCUGGAGAAGGAUCUUAAGGUUGAGCGAACUAACGACGACGCCAAAUUUGCUCAGGGUGACACCAAGGGCAAGGUCCAACUCAUUUACGACGGCCAAUCCUUCCUUAAGUCGACCAAGGAAGUCCCCGAGAAGACUGCUCUAGGUCUUUUGAUCGAUAAGACCAACUUCUACGCCGAAUCAGGUGGUCAGGUCGCUGACACUGGACGUAUCGUCAUUGAUGAUGUCGCCGAGUUCAAGGUUCUUGAUGUUCAGAACUAUGGUGGCUAUAUUCUUCACAACGGUUAUAUCGAGUAUGGUACACUAUCCUCUGGUGACGAGGUUAUCUGCGAGUACGAUGAAUUGCGCCGAUCUCCUAUCCGCAACAACCACAGCGGUACUCACAUUCUGAAUCACUCCCUACGGGAGGUUCUUGGUGAUGAUGUCAACCAGAAGGGCUCUUUGGUGGACAACGAGAAGCUCCGUUUCGAUUUCUCCCACAAGACUGGCGUCAAGAUUGAGGAGCUCAAGAAGAUCGAAGACUUGUCAAACUCAUACAUUCGCCGUAAGGACAAGAUCUUUUCCAAGGAUGUUGAUUUGGAGCUCGCUCGCCAGAUUGAGGGCUGCCGUGCUGUCUUUGGCGAGACCUAUCCCGAUCCUGUGCGUGUUGUCUCCAUCGGCAGAGAUAUCGAUGAGAUGCUCGCCGACCCCAAGAAGAAGGAAUGGCGUCAGUACAGUGUUGAAUUCUGUGGCGGUACCCAUGUUGAGCAAACUGGCUUAAUCAAGGACCUCAUCCUUAUUGAGGAGAGUGGUAUCGCAAAGGGUAUUCGCCGCAUCAUUGCCUAUACUGGUGAAGCUGCUCAUCAGGUUCAACGUGAGGCUGAUGAAUUCUCCAAGAAGAUUGAUGCUCUCGACAAGUUACCUUUCGGUCCUGAGAAGGAGGCUCAGAUCAAGGCCGUAUCUGUGGAGCUCAGCCAGCUGACAAUCUCAACUUUGACAAAGGAUGAGUUCAACAAGCGUUUCCAAAAAAUUUCUGCUGCUGUGAUUGCUGAGCAGAAGAAGCGCCAGAAGGCUGAGUCCAAGACUGCGCUUGACAUUGUCCAGAAGUACUUCGAGGCUAACAAGGAUGCCAAGUGGUUCGUUGGCCGCCUGCCCGUUGGUGCCACUGGUAGUAAAGCCCUGCCUGAUGUGGUCAAGCACUAUCAGGGUAAGGAUAAGGAGAAGACCGUUUACCUGUUUGCUGGUAGCAAGGAGGAGGGUGCCGUUGCACAUGGUGUCUACGUCGGAACUCACCUUGCUUCUCAAGGCGUCACCGCUGAGCAAUGGGCUGCCUCCGUGUCGGAGAUUAUUGGUGGCCGAUCGGGCGGCAAGGAGCCUGUACGACAAGGCCAGGGCACUAAGCCUGAGAACAUUGACGAAGGUGUUGAGACUGCGACAAAGUGGCUCAACGAAAAGCUUAAGCUGUAA